Neoarius graeffei (lesser salmon catfish) is the source of this 5670-nucleotide messenger RNA. It is a transcript of the gene inppl1b, whose product is annotated as inositol polyphosphate phosphatase-like 1b. Gene Ontology annotation, molecular function: protein binding; phosphatase activity. The record is from RefSeq and is a predicted model, not a curated record. The transcript has 27 exons. Lineage: Eukaryota; Metazoa; Chordata; Actinopteri; Siluriformes; Ariidae. Gene Ontology annotation, biological process: phosphatidylinositol dephosphorylation. Bases 1437 to 5141 code for a protein of 1234 amino acids.
AUCAUAAUGCUUAACACUUGGGGGGUACUUUUCAGGCUGUAGAGAGUUGAAUUAAGAUGGAACUAGGUAAGUGUGUGUGAGAGAGUGAUGUUUUGCUUUGGUGGUAGAGGGCUCACUAAAUGUACAGCACAUUUUUGCUGAGUAGGGAGAGGCAGAAAAGCUCCAUACAGUGAAAGAAAGAACGAAAGAAGAAAAAGGAUGAAGGAGGAGCAAGACUGUGGAAGGACAGAGAGGGAAUGAUCAUAUCCAUAUGCAGGAGGAGGCUGCUCCCUCAACUUCCUGAGACCAACCGAGGCAAACAGGGAAGGAGGGAAAUGGCACGCUUCAUAAAUGAGACCAGAGAAAUAGACACAAGUGAGUGUUGUAUGCACAAACAUUGAUUUAAAGGUGAGUGAGAUAUGGUACACCAUCUUGUUGUGUCUGUCUGUGUUUGUAAGAGUGUGUAAAAGCAAGCUUUUUGUGCUUUAAGAGAGUGCGACAGUGGGUUGGACUUGGUUUCACACACCAGUGAUCAAGUGAAGUCACUCAGAGGAAUUCUUUCUGAAGUGUUUUUUUUUCUUCUCUCAACUCUCUUCCUUUCUGCCAUCUGGAACAGUGAAACAGUGAAGCACUUCCUACGUCUGCUCAGUGCUCGGCGGGGGCUGUUGGCUGCAACCCUACAAAUCUGUGCUAGCCGUUUUAGGGACAUGAAAACAUUGUUUUCAUCAUGCACAUCUCAUCUCUGCACACAAAUUCCAGAUAUGUCUGCAGCACUGACACUACUUCUUAAUGAACUGCACUUCAGUGGAGGUUGCAGACAUCAGCUGAACUUCUCUGAGGGGUUCCUCCCCUUUGUUUUCCUUAUAAGGCUAAAAUGACUGAGUGGAAAAUCAUUUGAAUUUUGUGGUGGCUCUGCUCUGACGUGCACUUGGAUAUCAAACCAGCUCUUUUUUUGUUCUGCUCUUAGUUCCUCUUCUUGGAAGUGUUUUUAAUACCGGUCAUUUGUUUAAGGGACAAUCGAUGCUUUUGUUAGUGUUUACAUGAGUGUUGACUGUUUUGCUGACCUUCCAGUAUCAGCUCACCAACUUUGCUCUGGGAGUAACACAGCAGAGAAGGAACCUCUCUGAAGAUCAUUCUCCAUCUGAACAAGUGACAAAUCUUCAUACUGAACGAACCGGUCUUGGAGACAGUCUCAGGAUUGCAUGGACGUCUAGGAAAGCAAAUAUACUUUAUUAUGUCAAGACAUUCGGUGAUGGUGGACUAGUUUUGUUGGAAGUACUUUGAAGACAUUUAUGUCUUGCAGGGAUGAGAAAAUUGUAUGAGCAGAGGUCUUCUUUGACCCUCUUCUUGCCUUGGAUAAUUUUUCAGGAUAGCUACUACUGAUUUGUUUAUCCUGGCAGUUAAAAGGUGGAUACAAGGACUCAGAAGUUGUUUGAUAGUGGCCUUGUUGGACCAUAAUGACAGCACCAGCAUGGUACCACAGGGACAUUAGCCGGGUUCAGGCAGAAGAGCUGCUGGCUCGAGCCGGAAAGGAUGGCAGUUUCCUCGUGCGGGACAGUGAGUCUGUGCCUGGUGCCUACGCGCUUUGUCUACUUUUCCAGCGCCAUGUUCACACUUACCGCAUCCUUCCUGAUGGAGACGGGUUGCUGGCUGUUCAGACCACACAAGGAGUGCAAGUGAACUGUUUUCGAACUCUUGGUGAUUUAGUUUUAGGAUACCAGCAACCUCAUAAAGGCCUGGUGAUCCCUUUACUUUAUCCAGUAGUACGAGAGACAGAACUAGUGGAUGAGAGCUCUGACGGGGAUGAUGAGAAGCCAGGCUCAGUGUGGAACCCUGUGGCUUCCUCUCCUGCAGCCCAGGCGCCCCCUACAGCCCAGUCACCUCCUGCAACUCAAACACCAGCAUCUCAGCUACUGCUGCAAAGGUUGCAGGGCAUCACCACAACCAGUAGUGUGGCUUCUGAGAUGGUGGCUCUGCUUGGUGAGUACUUGCGUGGUGAUGUGACUCUGGAUCUGGAGAGUUUAAAGAAAGGAGGCUCAGGACUACACUUUCUCCAACGAAUCCUCUGCACCACCUGCCAUAAACUGCACAGUGAGAUUGAUCAGACGAUGUCCAGUCUGGAGACCCUGGCUAAAGUUUUUGACCAUCCCAGUUGUCCCUUGACCUGUGCUAAAAUCCAGAAUAUGGGAAAGUGUCCAGAGGAGAACCUUGAUACUCUGCUCUACAAAAUAACAGCUCUGUGCAACCUGCUAUCUUCUCUAGAGAAGAGGGUUCUCACAGCCCUCCAAGAGGCUGUGACCAAUCACAACCUUUCUGUGCAGCCAGUGUCUGUACCGGAGUCUGUAUCACCUGUAAAAUCUCCUGUCAAGGUCGUCCCUGUUCACAGCUUUCAGGUGAAGGUGGUCAGGUAUGGAAGGCAGAUGGUAUCAGUGGACGUGGACAAUGGUUUGCUGCUCUUUGACAAGAAGAUUGGCUCAUUUGGCAUAGAGACAAUCACACAUGACAGGAUUGUGCAGCUGGUAAAGUUUCAGAGCAGCCCAGCUAAACUGAGGAUGGUAGUGGACAGUCAUCACAAGCCUCCAAGAGAGCUACUGUUUGAGAGCUUAAAGAAAAGAGAGGCUUUCUGCCAGCUUUUGCAGCUGAUGAAGAACACAUACUCACAACAGAAUGAGCCUGAUGCCAUCUCUGUGUUUGUGGGCACGUGGAACAUGGGUGGUUCUCCCCCUCCCCCUACACUACAGUCCUGGGUGACAUGCUGUGGUUUAGGACUGACUCCUGAUGACUCCAUUGCUUGCCUGCCUCAUGAUAUCUAUGCAUUUGGCACUCAGGACAACCCUCAAGGAGAGAAGGAGUGGACUGAGCAUAUCAGAGCCACACUGAAAAAUGCCACCCAUAUUGACUUCAAACAGGUGGCACUGCAGUCUCUGUGGAACAUCAGACUGGCUGUGUUUGUAAAACCAGAGCAUGAGGGACGUAUCAGCCAAGUAAACACAGCAAGUGUGAAGACAGGAUUGGGGAAUACACUUGGAAACAAAGGCGCUGUAAGUAUCUCCUUCCUCUUUAACGGGACAUCCAUGGGCUUUGUGAACUGUCACUUGACCUCUGGCAGUGAGAAAGCACUUCGGAGGAACCAGAAUUUUCAAGAUAUCCUCAGACUGCUAUCGCUGGGUGACCGGCAGCUUGCUGCCUUUGACGUCAGCCUGCGCUUUACUCAUCUCUUUUGGUCUGGUGACUUGAACUACCGCCUGGAUCUUGAUGUUGAGGACAUUUUAAAGCAUGUGUCAAAGCGUGAGUUUGAUGAGCUGAUGUAUUCAGACCAGCUGACCAGAGAGCGCCAUAAGAGAAAAGCCUUCUUUAACUUCAAGGAAGAGAAGAUCACAUUUCCACCCACCUACCGGUAUGAGCGAGGCUCCAGAGACUGCUACCUAUGGCAGAAAUACAAGACCAGUGGGGUGCGUGUGAAUGGGCCUUCAUGGUGUGAUCGUGUCUUAUGGAAAUCCUAUCCAGAGACUUACAACACCUGUACUUCAUAUGGUUGUACCGAUGACAUUUUUACCAGUGAUCACUCUCCUGUUUUUGCUACGUUUCAAGUUGGUGUGGCUGCACAGUUCCCUAAACCAGAUUCAUGUUCAGACCGGUCCUGGAUUGAACUAGGGACCAUUGAGGCCAUAGUGAAGACGGCCAGCAAGGCCAAGUUCUUCAUCGAGUUCCACUCUCGAUGUCUCGAAGAGACACGCCGUUCUGCAGAGAAUGACUCCCAGAGCUGUGAAGUGCCGGGGUUCCUCAAAAUGAGCUGGUCUUUCAAACAACUUCCCAAGCUUCAGCCUAUUGUCUCAGAUAUGGAGUAUAUGCGGGAUCAACACUUGCUGCUCUCAGUGAAGUCAUGUGAUGGCUUUGAGUCAUAUGGUGAAUGCUGUGUGGCUCUGCAGUCUAUAGUGGCCAAUAACUCAGAGUCAUUUGAAACAUGCCUGACCCACAGGGGUGAAGAGAUGGGUUCCAUCCGUGGCCAAAUCAAGGUCUAUAUACCACUGAACAAGUAUCGGUCACGAGCAAGGAGCUACGAAUUGAUCUGUAUUGAGAAGGAUGAAAAGGGAUUAGUUAGGAACCCCUGGUCUCCCCCACCCAUGCGAGCAUCCCACAAUCCUGUAUCAUCAUCAUCAUCAUCAUCAUCAUCAUCCUCCCACACAGUGGCUCCUAGUAGCUACACAAAUCCAGCCUACUUCAUUUUUGAGGGCAUUCCUGUGUUGCGCCAGGUAGAAGACCUCUCCCCCAGAGAACCCAAUGUAGUGUGGGCCAAAGACUCUGUGAUUCAACUUCCUAAAGUAACAGGUGCACAUAGCCAUGACUGCAGAGCUGCCCGCAGGUCUGAUUUUGCAGAAAUUGAAAUUCCUGGAUCCUUGCCACCUUACACACCCCCUUGUGACCGCCCCACUCAUAUUACCCCUCAUCCAAUUUCCUCAUACCAACUUUUCCCUGGACCAGACCUAUCAAAUCCUUCCCAAAACCAGAAAACCAAGACUUCAUGUCCUUCAUUUCAGGCACAAAUUCAAAGGCCUAGUAUAACUCAGGAAUCAAUAUUGCCUACCACAAAAUUAGGGAAUGCCAAUAUGAAGAGUUCAGUCUUCACACAGGAUGUGCAUGGGACAGUUAAGAAGGACUAUUCCAGGUUUCACCAGGAGCGACCAAUACCAGUGCGUAAUGGACCAAAGCUAUACCCAUACAUGUCCACCAGAGUUCCCCUUGCCAAAGCAUCAGUUCCCUGGGUGGUGGAUCAAACACCUGCAGCUUCAGGAGAUAACUCACUCACUGCUCUACAGAUUGCCAAAUCAUUGAGUGAGGUGGAUUUCCUGCCAACAUGCAAGAAAUACCACUCAAACCAAAGGUCUGCUCUACCAAGGCAUUAUGGGUAUGAUUAUACCUUAGCUCCAGAGGGUUCCUGUUGGGAAAAAGAGGUGUCAGUCUUGCAUGGAGCUCCAGAGACAGUACGAGAGCUGCUCAGUAGUCUGGGACUGCAGCGCUAUACAUUGGGACUCAGUCUCAAUGGCUGGAAUGACCUGGAUUACUUCAGUGGAAUUACUGAGGAGGAUCUGCAGGCUUCUGGUGUAAUAAACCCAUCUCAUCGUAGGAGAAUCCUGGAGAAUUUGCCCAAGAUUUGGGACUGAAUACUUGGACAUGGAUAACUUUCAAUUAGAGUGUUUUACAAAAAAAGGGAAUUCGUGCCAUGCUUUCCUUGUAUCUUUGUCUUAAAAUCCAUUUAGUAAUUAUGUAUAUUUACUUUGUUAGUGUCAGCGUUCACUGAGGUUUCAGCAGCCACCCAAGUCUUAACUUUUAUUCUCUAUCAUUUCAUUUCUGUUAUUUACUUUGUAUAAAGCAGUUACAUAAAUUUUUUAUCUGUUUGCAGAGAGACCUCUUCAAAAGGAUUUUUUUUUUCAUUUGACCAUAAUUCAGCCAUUGUGUCAACAAAAGUAUGAACGUGGUCAAACCUGUGACCCUGGUACUGCUAACCUUAACGUGGGAGCUAGAAUUGUUAAAUAAGCACAAUUAUACCUAGUUUAUCCAAUAUGUCCAAAAAUCAUGGGCAAGCUAUGAAAAUAAUAUUGCACUACCUGUAAGUAAGCAUUGUACAUUCCAAUAAGUAAAUGGUGUAUCUGAAAUUUAAUGUGUCAGAAAAUUUUAAAACCAGAUUGUAAA